AUGGCUCAAAACUCUGCCUCCCAAGACCCCAAUGCCUCCGCCGUUCCCAAGGUGAAGACCGAGAAGGAGUUGGAGCGUGAGCGCAAGAAGGCCGAGAAGGCGAAGAAAUUCGCCGAAAAGAAAGCCAAGGCUGCCAGCCAACCCGCCGCCGAGCCCAAGCCCAAGGCUGAGAAGAAGCCCAAGGUCGAGAAAGAGAAGACCACCGACGCAUACGACCCCAAGGUCAUCGAGGCUGGUCGUCUCGAGUGGUGGGAGGAGCGCGAUCUCUUCAAGCCCGAGUUUGGCCCCGACGGCAAGGUCAAGCCCGAGGGCUCCUUCGUCAUUCCUAUCCCUCCCCCCCAACGUCACCGGUUCUCUACACAUGGGCCAUGCCCUCACCAACGCCCUGCAAGACACGAUGAUCCGCUGGCAGCGUAUGAAGGCGUUGUCGAAAAGAUGCUGUGGAAGAACGAGAAGAAGACCCGUCACGACAUUGGACGCCCCGCCAUGACGAAAUUGAUCUGGGACUGGAAGGAUAUGUACCACGCCAACAUCAAGAACGCCCUACGCAGAGUUGGUGGUUCUUUUGAUUGGUCUCGCGAGGCUUUCACCAUGGACGCUAACCUGUCGGCUGCUGUUACCGAGACCUUCGUUCGUCUUCACGAAGAGGGCAUCAUCUACCGUGCUAACCGUCUUGUUAAUUGGUGUGUCUCUCUGAACACUUCUCUGUCUAACCUCGAAGUCGAGAACAAGGAAAUCGAGGGCCGUACUCUCCUCGACGUGCCCGGCUACGACAAGAAGGUCGAAUUCGGUGUCCUGACCCACUUCUGCUAUGAAAUUGAUGGCUCUAAGGAGCGCAUCGAGAUCGCUACUACUCGUCCCGAGACCAUGGUCGGUGACACUGGUAUUGCCGUUCACCCUACCGACGUUCGUUACAAGCACUUGAUCGGCCAGAACGCUCGCCACCCCUUCGUUGACCGUCUUCUCCCCAUUGUGGCCGAUGAGGCUGUCGAUCCCGAGUUUGGUACUGGUGCCGUCAAGAUCACUCCCGCUCACGAUUUCAACGAUUUCACCCGCGGAAAGGCCCACAACCUGGAGUUCAUCUCCGUCAUGAACGACGAUGGUACCUUCAACAAAAAUGCCGGCUCCUUCGCUGGCCUCAAGCGCUUCGAUGCCCGUUACAAGGUCAUUGAUGCUCUCAAGGAGAAGGGCUUGUACGUCAAGUGGGAGCACAACCCCAUGAAGGUCCCUCGAUGCGCUAAGUCCAACGACGUUAUCGAGCCCAUCCUCAAGCCCCAGUGGUGGAUGAAGAUGGAAAGCCUUGCUGGACCUGCCAUCAAGGCCGUUGAGAACGGCGAUAUCAUCAUUCGCCCCGAGAGUGCUGAGAAGAGCUACUUCCGCUGGAUGCACAACAUCAAUGACUGGUGUCUAUCUCGUCAGCUCUGGUGGGGCCACCAGGCUCCCGCCUACUUCGUCAAGAUCGAUGGCGAAGACAACUCCGAUAGCGAUGGUGACUUCUGGGUGACCGGCCGCACCGAAGAGGAUGCUCGGGUUAAGGCCGAGGCCAAGUUCCCUGGCAAAACCUUCACUCUUGUUCAGGAUCCCGAUGUUCUCGACACCUGGUUCUCUUCCGGCCUCUGGCCUUUCUCCACCCUGGGAUGGCCCCAGAAGACCCACGAUUUCGAGAACCUGUACCCCACUUCUGUCCUGGAGACUGGCUGGGAUAUUCUCUUCUUCUGGGUUGCCCGUAUGAUCAUGCUUGGUAUCAAGCUGACUGGUCAGGUUCCCUUCAAGGAGGUCUACUGCCACUCUUUGAUUCGUGAUUCUGAAGGCCGUAAGAUGUCAAAGUCUCUGGGCAAUGUUGUCGAUCCCAUCGAUGUCAUGGAGGGUAUUCCAUUGCAGACUCUCCAUGACAAGCUUCUCCUUGGUAACCUUGCCGACAAGGAGGUCGCCGCUGCUACUAAGUACCAGAAAAAGGCUUUCCCCAAGGGUAUCCCCGAGUGCGGCGCUGACGCUCUUCGCUUUGCCCUUGUCUCUUACACCACUGGUGGUGGUGAUAUUGCAUUCGAUAUCCAGGUCAUUCACGGAUACCGUCGCUUCUGUAACAAGAUUUACCAGGCUACCAAGUUCGUUCUUGGCAAGCUGGGCGAGGACUUCAAGCCUCAAGCCACUGCAACCAAAACUGGGAAGGAGUCCCUGUCUGAGCGCUGGAUUCUCCACAAGCUCAAUGCUGCUGCCAAGGAGGUCAAUGAAUCCCUCGAGGCCCGUGAGUUCUCCAGCGUCGCCAUUACCACCUACCAGUACUGGUACGGCCAGCUGUGCGAUGUUUUCAUCGAGAACUCCAAGUUCCUCUUGGCCGAGGAUGCUUCCCCCGAGAGCCGAGAGUCUGCCAAGCAGACCUUGUACACUGCUCUCGAUGGCGCUCUGACUCUGAUUCACCCCAUCAUGCCUUUCGUCACCGAGCACCUGUGGCAGCGUCUGCCCCGUCGCCCCGACGACAAGACUGUCUCUAUCAUGACUGCCAGAUUCCCCGAGUUCAAGGAAGAAUUCCACGACCCUGCCGCCGAGACCGCCUACGAGCUUGUACUGAACACCUCCAAGGCCAUUCGUUCCAUUCUUGCUCAGUACGAUGUGAAGACUAAGGGCGAUAUCAUUAUCCAGACCUACGACGCCACCAGCGAGAAGACUAUUGCCGAGCAGAUGACUAGCAUUCAGUCUCUGGGUGGAAAGACCCUGGGCGAGCUGUCCCACCUGGGCCCCGACAACAAGACCCCUCCUUCUGGAUGUGUUGUCGCCGCUGUCGGUGCUGAGGCUGCAGUCUACCUGCGUGUCUCUAAGGAGGUAGCCCUUGAGCAGGAGGAGAAGGCCAAGGCCGGUCUCGAAAAGGCGCAGGAGGCUGUUCGCCGCUCACAAGGCAUCAUGGGCGGCCCUAACUGGAAGGAUAAGGUCAAGCCUGAGGUUCGUGCCGCUGAGGAGAAGCGUCUUCGCGAUGCCGAGAGCGAGGCUGCUCGUCUGGAGGAGCAGAUUAAGGAAUUUGAGAAGCUCCGUUUGGAGUAA
Molecule: messenger RNA, 3036 nt
Organism: Penicillium manginii
Lineage: Eukaryota; Fungi; Ascomycota; Eurotiomycetes; Eurotiales; Aspergillaceae
Product: valine--tRNA ligase
Exons: 5
Coding region: 1-3036 (1011 amino acids)
Biological process (GO): valyl-tRNA aminoacylation
Cellular component (GO): cytosol
Molecular function (GO): valine-tRNA ligase activity; aminoacyl-tRNA deacylase activity; ATP binding
Source: RefSeq, a predicted model, not a curated record